AUGGUGGACUAUUUCUUGCAGGCCUUAGAGCCCACUUAUUUCGGUCAUUUGGUGUCAGCGGUAGGAAAGUCCUUCAAUGAAGUGGUAAAAAUGGGGGGCAUGGUAGAGGAAGGAAUCAAAUCUAACAAGAUCAUGAGUUAUUCAGCAAUUACGGCGACCACCCAGGCCAUUCAAAACGCUAUUCAAGAGCUCAUUGAUACCAAUCGGAUCGAGGUCCAAGCCCCAGAAGCGCCCAAUAUCAACCAGAAUCCGUUGUCGACCCAUCAUGAGACCAAUAUGAUCGAGAAAGUGCAUAAAGGAGGGAAGCCUAAGAAGCCCUCACAGACUGUAAUGAUGAUUCGGACCAGUGAAGCCAGGUCGAGUGAAAAGCCAGCAAAUGAGAAUUCAGUGAUCAAGUUGAAAGGGACAGACAGUAAUCCAUUUGUGGUAGUCGAGAAGGGGUCCUCAAGUGGGGUUGCAGUGAAACAAGAAAAAGGAAAAGUGGUGGUACCAGGGGUUGCCAACAAGCCUAUUGUAGUUGUGGAGGGUGCUCGCACAGAGCCUGUCAUUAUCAAACCGGUAACUCAGCUACCAAUAGUCAACAGCAAGGUCGUCCCUUGGAAUUAUGGCCGAGUGGCAGUGACUUACAAAGGGAAAGAGGUUAAAGAAGAAGACUGUGAGACCCAUGGUUUGACUCGUUCGGGGAGAUGCUUUGCCCCCGAGGAGUUAAGAAAAGCCAAGACCUUUAAGGAUAACCCAGUGCUGGUGAAGAAAGCUCUGACCGAAGAGGAAGCGGAAGAGUUCUUGAGAAAAAUAAAAGUGCAAGAUCAUUCUAUUGUAGAGCAGUUGAGGAAGAUGCCUGCUCAGAUUUCACUGCUGUCAUUGUUAAUCCAUUCAGACGAAAGUCGGGCGUUGAUGAAAAUCUUGAACGAGGCCCACGUUCCUGACAAGAUCUCAGUAAACCACUUGGAAAAGAUAGCAAACAAGAUUGAGGUAAACAGAGUCACUUUUUUCGAUGAUGAGUUGCCCGUGAAGGGUACUGAGAAUAAUAGAGCCCUUUAUCUUACGGUGAAGUGCGAAGAUUCCGUGGUUACUCGGGUAUUGAUCGACAAUGGUUCCAGCGCCAACAUUUGCCCUCUCUCCACUCUGAACAAACUGAAAGUGGAUGAUGAAAGAAUUCAGAAGAACAGUAUUUGCGUUCGGGGGUUCGACGGUGGAGGGAAAGAUUCAGUCGGAGACACAGUGUUGGAGCUGACAAUAGGGUCAGUUGAAUUUACCAUGGAAUUCCAAGUGCUGGAUGUGGCGGUUUCUUACAAUCUCUUGCUAGGUCGACCCUGGAUUCAUGCCGCCAAGGAAGUGCCGUCUACCCUGCACCAUAUGGUUAAAUUUGAAUGGGACAGGCAGGAAAUUGUGGUGCACGGUGAGGAUAAUCUGUGUGCCCAGAGUGAUACAGUGUUCGUCAAGAAGAUCCCAGAGGGGAAAAGCAUUCCAGUUCCUAAAGUAACGGCCACAUCAGUCAUGGUGGCUUCUAAGAUGUUCAGGAAUGGCUUUGUGCCUGGCAAGGGUCUGGGUGCCUCGCUGCAGGGCAUCGUACAACCAGUUUCUCUUCCUAAGAACCUGAUACAUUUGGUUUGGGAUUUAAGCCCACAGUUGCAGACGUGA
Nicotiana attenuata is the source of this 1641-nucleotide messenger RNA. RefSeq lists its product as uncharacterized. The coding region runs from base 1 to 1641 and encodes 546 amino acids. NCBI's taxonomy places the organism in Eukaryota, Viridiplantae, Streptophyta, Magnoliopsida, Solanales, Solanaceae. The record is from RefSeq and is a predicted model, not a curated record. The transcript has 2 exons.